AUGAACGUGUAUGAUGAUAUUACAGAGGCUACCGUUGUUUCUCACAGUGUCACAGGCCAUUUUACCACAGCAGAUUAUGUAGAAUUGCUGAUUGUUCGAACUAAUCUGCUGUCGAUCUACAAGGUUACCGAGUCGGGUAAACUUCUGUUGACCCAUGAGUUUAAACUUCAGGCUAGGAUUACUGAUUUGGCCCUGGUUGGUUCUGUGGAGAACACGGGACUGAAUUAUUUGUUACUGGGUAUUGGCAAUUGUAAACUGUCAAUUGUCAAGUUUAACUCCCUAAAUAACUCUUUAGAGACAAUCAGCUUACAUUAUUACGAAGAGAAGUUCAAAGCUAACUCUUUCAUUGAACUAGCAAAAAAAACGGAACUGAGAAUAGACCCACAAAAUCGCUGCGCUUUACUCUUCAAUAAUGAUAAUAUUGUUAUUUUACCCUUCUCUCAGCAGCAGGAGGAGGAGGACUACGGAGAGGAAGAGGAAGAGGAGGAUAACUAUAAUAUGGAGGAUGGACCAAACGUUAAGAAGCUGAAGCUUGAGAGUGCUUCUACAAAUCUCACUCUUCCCAGCAUAAUCACCGACUCCAAAAAACUGGAUUCUACGAUAGAAAACGUAGUGGAUAUUCAGUUUUUGCGAAAUUUCUCUAGACCAACCCUGGGUAUACUGUAUCAACCAAAGCUCACAUGGGCAGGCAACCUACAAUUGAAUCCCCUGCCAACGAAAUUUCUGGUUAUUAGUCUCAACAUCGCUGUAAGUGAACUUGAAGGUACGGUAAUUACGAAAUUGGAGGGUUUACCGUGGGAUAGUCAUACCCUUAUUCCCACAUGGAAUGGGUGUGUACUUUUGGGUUCCAAUGAAGUAUCUUAUAUUGAUAACACCGGAGUUUUGCAGAGCGCAAUAUUUUUGAAUUCCUAUGCAGAUGCUAGUUUAAGGAAAGUGAGGGUUGUAGAUCACACAGAUCAACAGAUUACCUUAAAUAAAGACCUUGUGAAAAGCUUAUGGUCUGCACCAACAAAAGAGUCUGGUGGGGCGGAUGAGAUAUUAUUACUUAUGGACGAGUCUUCAAACCUCUACUACAUUCAGUUGGAAUUCGAAGGUAGAUUAAUGACUAAAUUUGACAUGAUAAAUCUUCCAAUUGUGAACGAUAUUUUCGUCCACAACUUACACCCAACUUGUAUCACCAGAAUUGAUGAAUCAAAACAUAACAUCAAUAUUAAUCUGUUUAUUGGGUUCCAAACUGGAGACUCUUUAGUUGUACGACUGAAUAAUAUACGAUCUGCUAUCGAAACAAGGCAUGAAUAUAAACAGACAUCAUCAGAGAGCGGUUUAGGUAAAGUCGAGGAUGAGGAUGAAGAUGAGGACGACCUAUAUGGUGAUGACGGAGCACAUGAUAAAAAUGCUAGCGUCAAUAACGACAACGCUGUUGUUCACACCGUACAACCCUUUGACAUCGAAAUGAUGUCGUGUUUGAGAAAUAUAGGACCUGUAACGUCCUUAGUGAUAGGUGAGGCAUCAUCUGUUCAACCAGUUAUCAAGGGUCUCCCUAAUCCGAACAAGGGAGAGUACUCAUUGGUAGCGACUUGUGGUAAUGGUACUGGAUCAAAUCUGAUGGUCGGUCAGAUAAGUGUUCAACCGGAAGUGGAGUUGGCUCUGAAAUUUAUUAGUGUGACCCAAAUUUGGAAUCUAAAGGUCAAGAACAGGGAUAAGUAUCUUAUCACGACUGAUUCUACAAAGACUAAAAGUGACAUCUACGAAAUUGAAAACAAUUUUGCUCUGUACAAACAAGGACGUCUUAGAAGAGAUGCUACUACCGUCUACAUUUCCAUGUUUGGUGGAGAAAAACGUAUCGUACAAGUGACAACAAAUCACUUGUACUUGUACGACACUAACUUCAGAAGGCUGUUUUUGAAUAAAUUUAAUUAUGAAGUAGUGCACGUUUCCGUGAUGGACCCGUACCUGUUGAUUACGCUGUCUCGAGGAGAUAUUAUGAUUUUUGAGUUGGAGAGCAAACAUAAAAAGAAAUUGAUCAAGAUAGAUUUGCCAGAGGUGUUGAAAGAAAUGGUCAUCACUUCGGGUCUUAUUCUAAAGAGUAAUAUGUGCAAUGAACUGCUGCCGACGAUCGAGGACCCCGAUGAAGAGCAGAUGCUAUUCACCUUUGUCACGGCGGAUAACAAGAUCAUAACUUUUACAAAAAAUCAUAAUGAUUGUGUUUUCGAGUUGAAUGGGAUAGACGGGUUGAAUGAGCAAUUGUUCAUAUGCACUUAUCAGUUGCCCAACGAAAUUAUACCUGACCCUUCCAUCAAACAGAUCAUGAUCAACAAACUAGGUCAGGAUGUCAAGACGGAGUAUCUGACUGUCUUAACAUUUGGUGGUGAGAUAUACCAAUACCGAAAAUCAGCCACACGAUCCAGUCGCUUUUUUAAGGACUCUUUGAGAAACAAUCUUCCCGUAACAGGCGCACCUGACAAUGCGUACGCAAAGGGUGUUAGUUCAAUCGAGAGGAUUAUGCACUACGUUCCUGAUUAUAAUGGAUAUUCGGUAAUAUUCGUAACCGGUAAAGUCCCAUACCUAUUAAUCAAAGAGGAUGACUCUGUUCCUAGAGUCUUCCAGUUUGCUAAUAUUCCCCUAGUCUCUAUGACCACCUGGGGAAAUAAGUCGAUUAUGUGCGUUGAUGAUAUCAAGAAUGCGAGGGUGUAUACAUUAGAUUGUUCUGACGUUUACUAUGGCAACAAGAUACCAUUGAAACGUGUCACAAUUAACAGUGUGAUGGAAAAUUAUAUGACGUUAACCAAUGUCGCGUAUCAUGAGCGCACUAAAACAUACAUUGUGUCAUACAGCAGGGAAAUUGACUUUGUUGCUAAGGGGGAAGAUGGUGAGGUAGUUCCAGUUGGUAUUGUAGACGAUGCUCCGCACGCUAAAAGUGUUCAAAGUGGCCUUUUGUUGAUAAAUCCAACAACGUGGAGUGUCAUUGACAAAAUUGAUUUUGAACCUGAUUCCCUAGUAAACGAUAUAAAGUCCAUGUUUAUCCAAUUAAACUCCAGAACGAAAAGGAAGAUCGAAUAUGUGGUUGUCGGCACGUCGUUCGUAGGUACCGAAGAUUUGCCCGCUACUGGAUCUUUCCAAAUGUAUGACAUUGCUGAAGUGGUUCCGGAACCAGGGAAGCCCGACACAAACUACAAAAUAAAGCAAUUUUUCAAAGAAGAGCUGAGGUCUGCCGUUACUAGUGUCUGUGACAUCAGCGGUCGGUUUGUUAUUAGUCAAAGCCAAAAGUUGAUGGUCCGGGAUGCUCAAGAGGAUAACUCUGUUGUGCCAGUGGCGUUUUUAGACAUCCCGUUGUUCACCGCUGACAUGAAAAGUUUUGGUAAUUUACUGAUCAUAGGUGACGCAAUGCAGGGAAUCCAACUUGUUGGGUUCGAUGCAGAACCUUACAGAAUGAUUCCUCUUGGAAGAAGCGUCUUGAAAUUUGAGACUUUGUCGUUAGAGUUCCUGGUGAAUGGUGGCGACCUAUACUUUACCCUCAUCGAUAGAAAUGAUAUACUGCAUGUGUUAAAAUACGCCCCUGAUGAACCAAACUCGCUUUCUGGUCAAAGGUUGAUCCAUUGCUCCAGUUUCAACAUGUAUUCAACGACCUCCUGCACCCGCUUAAUCCCAAAAAACGAGCUUUUCGUCGAUGGACCACUGAACCCUGCAAUUCAGUCAUAUCAAGUAAUUGGUGGUCAAGCAGAUGGUUCCCUUUUCAAGGUGAUGCCAGUACCUGAGACCGUUUACAGAAGAUUGUACGUCGUCCAACAGCAAAUAAUAGAUAAGGAAACCCCAUUGGCUGGUAUCAACCCAAAAAUGGAGAGACUUUCUAAUGAUUACUACCAAACCAGCCAUUUGUUGCGGCCCAUGUUGGACUAUAACGUAGUCAAGCAGUUCUGUGCAAUGUCUAUUCCAAAGAGGACAACCUUGGCUCAUAAAUUAGGGAAAAGAGCACACUUUGAUAUAUGGAGGGACGUUAUCAACCUCGAGUUUUCACUCAAGGCACUUUGUAAUAACUAG
This is a messenger RNA of Huiozyma naganishii CBS 8797, 4038 nucleotides long. RefSeq names its product cleavage/polyadenylation factor CFT1 (gene CFT1). Gene Ontology annotation, cellular component: nucleus; mRNA cleavage and polyadenylation specificity factor complex. The coding region runs from base 1 to 4038 and encodes 1345 amino acids. The record is from RefSeq and is a predicted model, not a curated record. The transcript has a single exon. Lineage: Eukaryota; Fungi; Ascomycota; Saccharomycetes; Saccharomycetales; Saccharomycetaceae. Gene Ontology annotation, molecular function: protein binding; nucleic acid binding.